Messenger RNA from Osmerus eperlanus (European smelt), 2094 nucleotides. Its product is annotated as glycine-rich protein 1-like. The transcript has 3 exons. Lineage: Eukaryota; Metazoa; Chordata; Actinopteri; Osmeriformes; Osmeridae. Gene Ontology annotation, molecular function: GTP binding. Bases 99 to 1607 code for a protein of 502 amino acids. The record is from RefSeq and is a predicted model, not a curated record.
ACGCCUUAUCGGACGUGGCCCAAUGGAUAUGAGCUGCUAACAUGGGUGUGGUAGUGGGCGGAGGAUAGAAAGGUGGAGUAAGACGCCUUACGUCCCCGAUGACUGACGCGCGCUGCCCGAUUGCCCUGCCUGAACUAGCUGCGCUUAUGAGUGAAGCCUGUGAACAGAGUUUGAAGUCAACGCAGAAGAUGAGUGCACCUGAAGAACUGAAGAUUGUUGUUCUUGGCAAAACGGGGUCUGGAAAGAGCAGCGUUGGAAACACCCUUCUGCACAACAACUGCUUUACCUCUAAAUGCUCCCCAGUGGCUGUAACUGGAGAGGUUAACAGAGCCAACGGCAUAGUCUGUGGGAGAAAAGUCACAAUUAUUGAUACCCCUGGGAUCUUUGACCCAAACAGAUCUAAGAAAGAUCUUCGUUAUGAAAUAGUGUCAUGUCUAACCGAGUGUGCACCUGGACCUCAUGCCUUUCUGCUGGUGUUUCCAGUGGGUAGAUUCACACCAGAGUACAUGAAGACUGCAAAGACAAUUCAGGACUGGUUUAGUAAAGAUUUGCUGAAGCACACAGUUGUCCUUUUUACUCAUGGUGACAAUCUUGAUGAUCAGAUGACCAUUCAGCAGUUUUUAGAUUUGGACAACAGUUGCCAGGGUGACAAAAAGAACAAGACCAAUGUCUUUAAGAGAUUUCUGGAAAGUUGUGGAAGAGUUCAUGUCAUUGACAAUAAAUAUUGGAAGUCAGAUGAAGGGUACAAAAACAAUAGUUUCCACAUUUCACAGCUCAUGACAACCAUCGAUGUGAUGGUUAGAAAGAAUGAAGGUAAACAUUACAACAAUGAAACUCUGGAGACUAUAGCUAAAGCCAUAGACACAGAGGUGAAGAACAUUAAGAAAGAGUUGGAAGAGGCAGGGGAGACACAAGACAUUGAGAUCACUGAGAUCAAGCAACGAGCCAGGAAUAGGGUGAAGAAGGAAGCUUUGAGAAAGCUGGCAGGUAUAAGCACCGGGGCAUUACUAGGGAUGCUGCUUGGUGUGGCGGUUGGAGCAACAGCCCCUUUGAUCCUACUAGCUGGACUCUGUGCAGCAGGGGGAACCAAGAUAGCCAUGGAAGUCAAAUCCUCAAAGUCAGCAGCAUGUGGAGCAGCAGUAUAUACAACAAUAGUUGAGGCAACAGCUGGGGCAAUAGCGACUAGUUGGGCUGCAGAAGGGGCAGCAGCAGCUGGGGCAGCAGCAGCUGGGGCAGCAGCAGCUGGGGCAACAGCAGCUGGGGCAACAGCAGCUGGGGCAACAGCAGCUGGGGCAACAGCAGCUGGGGCAGCGGUAGCUUCUGCAGAAGGGGCAGUAGCAGCAGAAGCAGCAGCAGCCGCAGGGGUAGUUGCUGGUGGAAUUGGAGCCGGGGCUGCUGCAGGUAUUGGACUUGGAGUAGCAGGUGGUGUUUGCGGCGUUGCUGGGGCAGUUAAAGGUGGUAUGAAGGGAGCAGAAGCUGCAAAGAGGUCCGAUAAUGCCAAAGAAGCGGCAAAGAAUGCAGCUCAGUCCGUCGGAGAUGAAGCCAAAAAGAUCAUUCAAGGAGCCUGGGAAGCCCCUCAGAAGCUUGUCAAACCAAAAGAAUCAUAAUACCAACAAUUCUAGUAAAAAUAAGUAAGUGGGAAGAGACAUAAGAUGUACAGAACACCUAACCAUCUUUAGAGUGAAAGCAGUAGACUAACCAUACAAUGAUGUUUGUGCAUUCAGCAAAAUGAACAACUACCUGUACAUAAGCACGGAUAUGUGCUUACAGAGAUUUGAAACAGUCAUAUAAGCCUGGUGGUCUGGAUUUGAAAAUUGUUAUAGCAAAUGUCUGAGAUUAAAUAAAUUGUGUGCGGAUUUAAAUAUCAGAAGAGUUAACAGAAAUCAAUGGAUCUUUAUUAUUUUAUAAUUUUUACUGCUUUGUUUUGUUAAUGCCAUUCUUAAGAUUGUUAAAAAAUAUUGUAAGCACAUGAGGUGUAACUGAACGUUGUUCUUAUGUUGCUCGUUGACUUGCUUGUUUUCUUUUACCCAAUGACAUCCUUUGAAUUUAUAACAUUUUGAAUUAUUAAUAAUGUCAUUUCUAAUUUUAACCUGA